UUAUUUCCCUGAACCGCGGCUGCUCCUCAGCCUCGGAGCUGGAACUCGGCUCUCCGGACCAGCUCACUCGGACGGGCGCCGCUCGGACUUUGGAGCGAGACUCCGCCGCGGUUCUGCUGACCGGACCGACGCCGCGCGGAGAAGUUUGUGCGCAGCCGCGAGGGGUUUUUUGAGGACGAACAGAUGGGAAUCUGCAAAUCUGAACCAUGUUGGAGCUCCACCUGCUUUCUGUUUCGUGAUUUCUUCAGUUAAAUGAGGUUAUUAGAUUAAGUGUGACACCAGGGGAAGAUAGAGCUCUGUUAGACGACCUUACCGAUGAUGUAAUCCCGGCCUUCGCCUCUGUUUUUGCAAUGGGAACCACUUUGGACGCAGAGAAGCACCAGCCCCUCCUGCAGCUCCAGGAGGUGGACUCCAGUCGGACGGGCAGUUGCGUCCUCUCCCCGAACCUUAACUCCUCCUCCCCUGGUUUGUCCCACGACACCAGCCAGCCUAUCUGCAUCCCGGCGCCGUACGCCGACCUCAGCCACGACUUCACCAGCAUACCUUUCUACAACCCGACCAUCUUCAGCUAUGCCAGCCCCAGCAUGUCCGAGUGUCCUUCUGUCCACCAGUCGCUAAGUGCCUCUUUGUUCUGGCAAAGCCACAGCCAUGUGGGGCCGCCGAUACCCCUGCACCGCUCCCAGGCCCGGGCGCAGCACGGCCAGCCCAUCCAGAGCCCGUGGGACGGGGUCUUAACCACCAGUAAGGGUGUGAGGAGGCGCUCCCAGGAGAGUGAAGAGGCCGUGGUGUCAUCAGGUGGCAAGUCUGAACUCCAUUACUGUGCUGUGUGCCAUGACUACGCUUCCGGAUACCACUACGGCGUGUGGUCAUGCGAGGGCUGCAAGGCCUUCUUCAAGAGGAGCAUCCAAGGACACACCGACUACAUCUGCCCUGCAACCAACCAAUGCACUAUAGACAAGAACCGGCGCAAGAGCUGCCAGGCCUGUCGCCUUCGAAAGUGCUACGAAGUCGGCAUGACCAAAUGCGGCGUUCGCAAAGAGCGCGGCAGCUACCGGAGUGCGCCGGCGAGGAGAGUCGGCCGCCUGUCCUCGCAGAGCCGGAUCAGCGGGCCCAAGGUGUCAAGCGGACCCAAGGAGAGUUCGGGGAACGAGUCGAGCUCGCUUCACCUGACUCCAGAGCAGCUGAUUGAGCGGAUGAUGGAGGCGGAGCCUCCGGACAUCUACCUCAUGAAGGACACUAAGACACCGCUGACGGAGGCUGUCGUGAUGAUGUCACUCACCAACCUUGCUGAUAAGGAGCUGGUUCACAUGAUCAGCUGGGCCAAGAAGAUUCCAGGGUUCGUGGAGCUCAGCCUCCUGGAUCAGGUUCAUCUGCUGGAGUGCUGCUGGCUGGAGGUGCUGAUGAUGGGACUGAUGUGGAGGUCAGUGGGUCAUCCAGGAAAACUCAUCUUCUCCCCUGACCUCAGCCUGAGCAGAGAGGAAGGCAGUUGUGUCCAGGGCUUCGUGGAGAUCUUCGACAUGCUGAUCGCUGCCACGUCCAGAGUCAGAGAGCUCAAGCUGCAGAGGGAGGAGUACGUCUGCCUCAAGGCCAUGAUCCUCCUUAACUCCAACAUGUGCCUGAGCUCCUCUGAGGGGGGGGAGGAACUGCAGAGCCGCUCCAAGCUGCUACGCCUUCUGGACACCGUGACGGACGCUCUGGUCUGGGCCAUCGGCAAAAGUGGACUCACCUUUCGCCAGCAGUACACGCGUCUCGCCCACCUGCUCAUGCUGCUGUCACACAUCCGCCACGUCAGCAACAAAGGCAUGGACCACCUGCACUGCAUGAAGAUGAAGAACGUGGUGCCUUUGUACGACCUGCUGCUGGAGAUGCUGGACGCUCACAUCAUGCACAGCUCCCGCCUGCCUCGCCAGCCCCCCCAGCAGGACGCCGCCGACCCAACAGAGAACUCCGCUCAUGUGCAAAGAUCCUGCUGCGGGGUGUCCAAAGCCUGGACUCCCAGCAGCCCCGGAGCCGCAGGUGCAGCCCAAAAGUCUGACUAGAACUAGAAAGCUACAGGUUCUCCUCAGCCCGGCCCACCAAGACCGGGAUCUGGCUUCUCUGACCCAGAGAACUGGAAACGUUGAGCCUGAACAGCAUCAGUCAGGACGGAAAACUUUCAGGACUAGGAGCAGCUAAAGCGGGAUGGGAAAAGACCCGCCCCCUUCACCUCCAAGCUGCUCAGCAUUCAGGGACCUGGAUCUGGUGUGUUCAGUCAGUCAGAAUUCAGAGCCCAAUUAUCCAGGGUAUUGUUGUUGGAACAAACCCAAAACAGCCGCGCAGCUCUGGUCUCGUCUCAGCUAAACGACUGUUGGUAAAAAAAACUAAAACAAAGUCGCAGUCAGAUCGGCACCGCUACGGAAACUGAACGUGGAAUCGAUCCUCGAGACGCCUUUGUCUGCAGGAACAGAACCGGUUCCCUCAGAGCUUGGUGGGUCUCAACGCUUCAGCAGAGCUCUCUUCGAUCUUUUGUUGGAAGCUAUUGUCAAUCCACAGAAGUGGGUUUUGUGUUGUUGGCUCUCUACAAACUGUCAAUAGAAGGAUCCAACAGAGCGUCCUCCAGAGAUGCUCUACGUUUCCCGCCUCAGACCUGCCAUCAUGUUUGCUCCUUUUCUCCACUAUGAAGCCAUCAAACUCCUCCAUCUCCUCCUGAAUGACGGCGUUUGGUUCUGAUGGAGGUUCCUUCGUCGUCAUCUCUCUUCAGUUUCAUCUCUUCCUUCUUUACGCCGUUAUUUGGUUCAGAAAUGGGCUCUUAUUGAAAUAGUCUGGACUGGACUGGGGAUGUAAUCAUUUCUGUUGCUUGGUUUCUUCUCGUAGCACCUUAAGACGGUUAUGAAUUGACGCUUUAUGAAUAACUGUAUUGUUCUUUUGACUCUUGGUGUACGUGACGUGUGCUGCAGCCGGAAGGUUCCUUAACAGUUUUGCACUUGAGAUUUUUCUUUUUGUUUUUGUGCGUUUCGGCUGCUUCCAUUAUGAGUAAACACGAGGACCUGUGGCCAAACCUGAUCUUAAACCGACAGUCCACAGAAGCGCCUACUGUUCAAAAGUACGUUUUCUUGUUAGUUUUACCUUCAGAAAGUCCUUUUCUGUUCUUGAAGAGAAUUUAAGGUUUCAAAACACAAAGUAAUAUGAUCUACUCCCAAAAAUUCCAACGCUAAUGUGAAGCUAACUCGGAUUAGCAUGGUGUUACAACAGCUCCUUCUACAACAAAGGAACCCAUGGCGCCAUCUAGCAUUUGUACGCACUAUUACAGAAAGAUGCAAAUGAAGAUGAAGGUGCAGACUUGAAAAAAAUCUCCACUGGGGUUUGGCCGUCUACAUCUUAUUUAAGGUGGCGUUCAGGUUUCAUACCUGAGUUUCUGAAACCUGUCCUCGACACAAAAGGGAGGUACCAAUUUAGAAUGAUAUUUCUAAAAGAAAAAAAAAAACA
Molecule: messenger RNA, 3465 nt
Organism: Oryzias melastigma (Indian medaka)
Lineage: Eukaryota; Metazoa; Chordata; Actinopteri; Beloniformes; Adrianichthyidae
Gene: esr2a
Product: estrogen receptor 2a
Exons: 9
Coding region: 351-2039 (562 amino acids)
Biological process (GO): cellular response to estradiol stimulus; estrogen receptor signaling pathway; regulation of DNA-templated transcription
Cellular component (GO): nucleus
Molecular function (GO): steroid binding; sequence-specific DNA binding; zinc ion binding
Source: RefSeq, a predicted model, not a curated record